AGCUCCGGCUCUGAGUGCUGCACAUGAGUCAAUGUGCGGAGGCCACUCAUGCUGGCAGCUGCGCCCAUUACUCUCCAUCAUUUAUGACCAUUUUUUCUUCCCUUUGCUGCUCUAUUUUUUUCCUCGUCCUCUGCUGGAAUCCCAGGCAACACCGGUGACCGUCCGUAAAAUGAAAGAAAAACACGCAGCGUCCAUUGCGGGCUCCACGAGCAAAUGAGUGAAUGUGUACAUAAAGAUCUUCCCCUUCAACAGACAUAUUUUCGCUCUCAAACAGCCCUCCGUCAAGGCGCUCGGAGAAGACAGGGAAGCCCUCCUUGGUGGGUUUCGCGUUUCUUUUCUUCUUGCCUGCUUUGGAGGUAAAUGUGCAGACUGAAUGGCCGGAGCACAGCCCGGGGUUCACGCGCUGCAGCUCAAGCCGGUGUCCGUCCCGGAGAGUCUGAAGAAAGGCAGCAGGUUUAUGAAAUGGGAUGAGGAUUCUUCUACAGUGACCCCAGUGACCUUACGCGUGGAUCCUCAGGGCUACUUUUUGUACUGGACUGAUCAGAAUAAGGAAACUGAUCUACUGGACAUCACCUAUAUCAAGGAUGCAAGAACUGGGAAAUGCACCAAAACACCAAAGGAAGCCAAGCUGCGAGAGUUGCUAGAUGUCGGGAAUCUGGUGGGACGGAUUGAAAACAAGAUGCUGACUGUGGUCACAGGUCCUGACAUGGUCAACAUCACCUAUCUAAACUUCAUGGCCUUCCAAGAGGAAGUGGCAAAGGAGUGGGCAGAGGAGUUGUUUAGUCUGGCGUCCAACCUGCUGGCUCAGAACAUGAAUAGAGAGGCCAGCCUGGAAAAAGCUUACACAAGAUUGAAGCUGCAGCCAAACCAAGAGGGACGUAUUCCAGUGAAGAACAUAUUUCGCAUGUUCUCGACUGACAGAAAGCGUGUAGAAACUGCGCUGGAGAGCUGUAAUCUUCCAUCAGGCAGGAAUGAUUCAGUUCCACUGGAGGACCUAACUUCCGAUAUUUACAAAUCAUUCAUCGCCAACCUCUGUCCCCGACCUGAAGUCAACCAAAUCUUUGCAGAUCUUGGAGCCAAGGGCAAGAACUAUCUGAGCAUGGAGCAGAUGACUGACUUCAUCAACAAUAAACAGAGGGAUCCGCGUCUCAAUGAGAUUCUGUACCCUCCACUGAAGACGGAGCAGACACAGUUCCUCAUGGAGAAAUAUGAGCCCAACCAUGGCAUGAUCCAAAAAGGGCAGAUUUCAGUGGAAGGGUUUUCCAGGUAUCUGAUUAGUGACGAGAAUGGUGUGAUCCCACCUGAGAAACUGGACCAGAGUGAAGACAUGACCUUCCCUCUCUCCCACUACUUCAUCAACUCUUCCCACAACACCUAUCUUACAGCUGGCCAGCUGGCAGGGAACUCCUCUGUGGAGAUGUACAGGCAGGUGCUGCUGUCAGGCUGCCGCUGUGUGGAACUGGACUGCUGGAAGGGCCGCACGGCUGAGGAGGAGCCGGUCAUCACCCAUGGUUUCACCAUGACCUCUGAAAUUUCAUUUAAGGAAGUAAUCGAGGCCAUAGCCGAAUGUGCUUUUAAAACCUCUCCUUUUCCUAUUAUCCUGUCCUUCGAGAACCAUGUGGACUCUCCAAAGCAACAGGCCAAGAUGGCGGAAUAUUGUCGAUCAAUCUUUGGAGAUGCCCUUUUAACUGAGCCACUUGAGAAAUAUCCUCUUGAGGCAGGGGUUGCACUACCCAGCCCACAUGAACUCAUGGGAAAGAUACUCGUCAAAAACAAAAAAUCUCACCCCAAACCAGCUGAUGGGAGCACAAAGAAGAAGCUGUCAGAGCAAGCCUCAAACACAAACAGCGACUCUUCCAGCGUGUUUGAGCCAUCUUCCCCCAGUGCUGGCCCUGCAGCUUCAGCAGAGGUGGAAGCGGAAGAUGAUGAAGAUGAUGAUGAUGACUACGAUGACUGUAAGAAGUCCAUGGAUGAAGGGACAGCAGGUUCAGAGGCCUUUGCUACUGAGGAGAUGUCCACUCUAGUGAAUUACAUCCAACCCACAAAGUUCCACUCCUUUGAGACCUCAAAAAAAGUCAACCGCAGCUAUCAAAUGUCAUCGUUUGUGGAGACUAAGGCUCUGGAGCAGCUCACAAAAACUCCAGUGGAGUUUGUGGAAUACAACAAGCUUCAGCUCAGUAGAAUCUACCCUAAAGGAACUCGAGUUGACUCUUCCAACUACAUGCCUCAAGUGUUCUGGAACGCAGGCUGCCAGCUGGUGGCACUAAACUUUCAGACAAUAGAUCUAUCCAUGCAGCUGAACUUGGGAAUGUACGAGUAUAAUGGGAAAAGUGGCUACAGGCUCAAGCCAGAAUUCAUGAGACGACCAGACAAACACUUUGACCCCUUCACAGAGAGCACUGUGGAUGGGAUAGUAGCCAACACCUUAUCAAUAAAGAUCAUAUCAGGACAGUUUCUCACCGACAAGAAAGUGGGUGUGUACGUGGAGAUCGACAUGUUUGGACUCCCAGUCGACACAAGGCGGAAAGCUUUCAAAACAAAGACAUCCCAGAACAAUGCCAUCAACCCUGUGUGGGACGAGGAGCCAAUUGUGUUCAAAAAGGUGGUUCUACCCACUCUAGCCUCACUGAGAAUAGCUGUAUUUGAAGAGGGUGGAAAAUUCAUCGGCCAUCGGAUAAUUCCUGUUUCAGCCAUCCGACCAGGUUAUCGGUAUAUAGGACUGAGAAAUGAGAAAAACCAGUCUCUCACUCUUCCUGCCCUUUUUGUGCAUAUUGAAGUCAAAGAUUACGUGCCAGAUACGUUUGCAGAUGUCAUAGAGGCCCUGUCUAACCCCAUUAGAUAUGUCAACUUAAUGGAGCAGAGAUCCAAGCAGCUGGCUGCUCUGACAUUGGAGGAGGGAGAAGAGGAGAAAGAUGCCAAAGAGACUGAGACUGGAAUCGAGCAGGCGUCAGAGGUGAAGAGUGAGCCCAAACCUGUGCCCAUAGAGAAUGGGCUGAGCCAUGCUCCGAGUGCCACACCCAAACCAGCCUCACAACUCUCCCCACAGCCCCAGCCUGCAGGAUCAGCUAAACCUGCAGCAAAGACCGAAGAUCUCAUUCAGAGUGUCCUUACUGAGAUGGAGGCUCAUACAUUAGAGGAGCUGAAGCAGCAGAAGGUGUUUGUCAGGGAGCAGAGGAGACACUACAAAGAAAUGAAGGACCUGAUGAAGAAGCAUCACAAGAAAACCACUGAAAUGAUCAAAGAACACACGGCCAAAUACAACGAGUUUCAGCAUGACUAUCUGCGCAGAAGAGCCGUUUUACAGAAAUCUGCAAAAAGAGACGGUAAGAAGAGGUGUCUUUCCUCCAGCCCGGAGCAUGGAGCCUCGUUCUUUGAGCAGGAGCUGGCGACCUUGGACCAGGAAAGUGGUCAGAAAUUGGCUGAGCUCAAAGAGCAGCAGCAGCAGCAGCUACUGAACCUCAGACAGGAGCAGUACUACAGCGAGAAAUACUUGAAGAAAGAACACAUCAAGCAGCUAAUGGAGAAAUUAACCCUGGUAGCUGAGGAGAGUCAGAGCAACCAAAUGAAGAAACUGAAAGACUUGUGUGAAAAAGAAAAGAAAGAGCUCAAAAAGAAGAUGGACAAGAAAAGACAAGAGAAGCUCAAUGAAGCCAAAUCAAAAGAGAAACACUUAACAGAGGAGGAAAAGCUGGAGAUCAAUAGAUCUUACGUUAAUGAAGUGGUGCAGCAUAUCAAGAGGCUAGAAGAUGCUCAAACCAAAAGACAUGAAAAACUUGUGGAGACAAAUAAGAACAUCCUCCAACAGAUUAUAGAAGAAAAACCCAAGCUUCAAAACGAACUGGAUCAGGAGUAUCAGGACAAGUUUCGCCGGCUCCCGGUGGAAAUUCAGGAGUUUGUGCAGGAAACCACUAAGAGAAAGACUGAAGGGAGCGAUCAGGAGUCUCUCCCCUCCUCGUCUACACUGGAGAAACUCAGCCAUAAAGGAGCACAGUCUGAAGACGAUAUGGAAGAGGAGAAAAAAGACUAACAUACUGAAGCAUACAGAAUUCUGUUGUGCCACAGGCACUCUUCCUAAUUCAUUUUGGUUUUGUUUGUUUUUUGUAAUAUUUAACAUCUUUAGCGUUGAACUUUGUUUCAGUGGGAGAAUGUACAGCAGUUGUGAAAAGGAAAGAAAUGGCAGUUAAAGCACUUGAACUAUAAUGGACCAGACUGUGAUGACAGAGCGUUUGGCUUAAUAAUGUGCACACUUCUUUCAUCUGUAAUAAUGGAGUAUUUAUUUCAAAACCAAUUUUGUAUAGUAUUCUUUUUUUACUAUAUUUACUAUUAUGUGUUCUUCAUAAAUAAUGAUUCUCCUCACAGAUUUAGGGCCAGUAACUGACUAGUGUUCAUUGUUUAGGAAGGUGCAGGGCAUGAGCACCCAUGUUGUGAUGUGGAGAAGAUGUGAAAUGUGUCUCAUGAAGGGCAGGCGCUCACACAGGUACAUCACUGUAGCCGUCAUAUCUCUUUUACAGGUGUAAGUAUAGGUAUGUGAAUGGUUCACACUGUACAUUUGCACUGAAUUUAGGACUAUUUGCUUUAGGUUGCAAGCACAGGUGGCUUGCUGAUGUAGAUUCAUUAUCUUGCUAAUGUUGCUGCUGAUAUUGGUAGUUUUUGGAUUGAUUAGAUACUCCAGUCUAUAAGAUUUGAACUAAGUGGUACCAAUACGCUGUACUGGACUGUAACAGUUAAAGUUUUCAGGGAUGCAUGAAUAGAGUGCUUUGAUCAUUUUGUGCAUUUGUACAUUGUAGCUUGUUAUGUGAUGUAAUGUGGUUAUUUAUCUGUAAAGGCGUGUUUAAUGGUGUUAUCUUUUUUUUUUUUUUUUUAAACAGCAUACAAAUAUAUAUUAAUCUACAUAUAGUUCUAACAGUAUCUUAAAUACAGUUAUUUUUAUUCAUUUAUUAAGGGACCAUUUUUCUCACAUAUUUUGUGUUUGUUAGCUUUUAACAUCAGUGUUUUAAUUUUAUUACAGUAUACUUAACAAACAGAAUUAUACUCCAUUCCAUAAAUACUAUAGUUAAAUAGUCUAGUCACUAUCAAAAAAAAAUAAAGGAAAGAAUAUGGAAAUAUUUCCAUAUUGGAAAUAAUGUUGGAAAUAUGGAUAUGCACUUUGGAUUUCAUGAGGUAUUGCCAUUAUUAUGCAAUCUUUCUACUUGAGUGAUACUUUUAAGUAUGUUUCCAUUUUACUGAUUCAGUUAAGGAUGUAAAGCAUGGUCAAAAAUAUAGUUAACAAUGCCAAGUGAAAUGUUGUGUUGGUUCUUUUCCAGACUGUGCCAUACUUCCCUUAGUGGUUUCUUGGUGUUUGGCUCUGGUUACUUUCACUUACUACUGAUAGUUUCGGGUUAAUUCUGGUUAAGUUAAUUAGUAUGAACAGAUUACUGCAUUCAACCUGUUACAUUAACUUCAUGUAAACGUGAGAUUUUUUUUAUAUUCAUAUUUUGUAUUUAUUGAACUAUUUGUUUGAUAUGGACCAUUAAAACAAAGUGCCAAAAAUGUGCAGGUCCUACAUGAAUCCUCAAAACAUGAAGCUGUAUAAUUCUGUCAGUUUAAUCUCUUGAUUGACAUCUACUAAUAAUGUAUAUGAUAAUCUGACAUUCGUUUUGAAAGUAUAUUGGGCCCAAAGUAGCGAUCCAAUGCAGUACAUACGUUAUAGUCAUGGAAAAAUGACGUUAUGUUGCUGCGUCUACAGUAACAUUAUCAAGUUCAUCAGAACUGAUUCCCACACUUGAUAGUUUACAUGUAAAUGUGAUUCAGUGUGGUCACCUUUAAGAGUCACUGUAUUGAAUUACAUUAUAUAAUUUUUUUUUUUUACAAUACUGUACGGUUGUUUUCUUUUGACCAAACUCUUUUUGCAAAUGUAAGAUUACUUGAAAUACUUUUCUGACUGAACUUAUUUUUGAUCGUUUUAAAGUGAGGUUCUGUGCCUUUGAAUGUUACCUGUGUUAGAUGUGGAAUGUAAAAAGUGUUGAUGUAUAGAGCUCUCUUUUUUGUAUACACUGUGCACGCACUUUUAAGACAUUUAUACUAAAGAUUUACUUUUAAAAUAUUUAACUGUCAGAUUAUUGACUGUAUGCUUUUGAGUGACACUUCCAUAUAUAUAUUAUUAUUAUUAUUUUUUUUUUUGGCAAUUUAUUUCAGACAUGCUUCUGAUUCCAAUAACAAAACAGACACUGCUUAGAAACAGAAAUCUAGUUACAUUAUCAAUAUCACCAUAUGAUCAUUUUUCAGAGAUGAAUAUUGUUGGAUGUAAGUCGUGCUUGUGCUGUGCAAUGAGUUUUAAUAAAACAUUUUUGUGAAAUGUG
This is a messenger RNA of Pygocentrus nattereri (red-bellied piranha), 6338 nucleotides long. RefSeq names its product 1-phosphatidylinositol 4,5-bisphosphate phosphodiesterase beta-1. The record is from RefSeq and is a predicted model, not a curated record. Lineage: Eukaryota; Metazoa; Chordata; Actinopteri; Characiformes; Serrasalmidae. The transcript has 32 exons. Bases 374 to 4027 code for a protein of 1217 amino acids. Gene Ontology annotation, molecular function: calmodulin binding; calcium ion binding; phosphatidylinositol-4,5-bisphosphate phospholipase C activity. Gene Ontology annotation, biological process: memory; phosphatidylinositol-mediated signaling; lipid catabolic process. Gene Ontology annotation, cellular component: nuclear speck; cytoplasm.